AUGGACAUUCGUAACUAUUUCUCUGCACCAAACACAACCAAAAAACUAGAAAAGAAAACCUCUGCAGAGAAACCUUCUAAAGAUACUGCUAUAAAGAAAAAGAAACCCAAGCGCCGCAUUCCUGAUUCGGACGACGAGCUCAGUGAUCCCAAUAAGGCAUCAAAGUCAAAUACUUCUACUCCAUCACCAAGCGAAAGUGAGGAGAUUGUAAAUAAGAAAUCCGUGCGAAGUAUUCGUUCUAAAACUACAAAAUCCAAUUCAAAUGAGGUGGACGAUGAUGAAAUAUCUCCUUAUAACAGUACUUCAGAAAACCUAGAGAUAUUUUCCUCACCUAGGAGUUCAACAAGAAAAUCCACGCUUGUUGAAAGAAAAACACCCGAAACAACACCCAAAAAACGACAGUCUUUUGAAGCAAAUAUUUCUGAUGAUGACUACUUUCCACCUGAGGAAGAAGCUCUGCCUACCAAGAAAACGAAGCAUGAACAAAAGAACGUUGAAGAGAAAUCUCCUAGUAAACGCGCUAUUAAAUCACCACGGUCGAAGAAAGGAAAACCUCACGAUGUGGAUAAUGAUGACGAUGAAAUGAAUAUCGCUGAAACAACUGAUCAAAUUAAGAAUAAAACGGGUCCAACGGCCUCUGAAUCUAAAGAAAUACCUCAAGGCGAAGAUAUGUGCUUAUUUGGUAAAACCUUUGUUUUUACCGGUGAUUUAGAUACUUUGGACCGUGAGGAAGCUCAAGACAUUGUCAAACGUAAUGGAGGUCGUGUUACUUUACAGCCUAGUUCGAGAACUUCAUAUGUUGUUGUUGGAAAAGAUCCAGGACCAAAAAAAAUGGAAAAAGUUGAACAGUUCAAAAUCCCUACUUUGAAUGAGGAACAACUCUUAGAAUUGAUUAGAACAUCCCCAAAAAAGUCUAGUUCUGAUGUUGCUAGUAUAAAGAAAUCUCCAAAAUCAAAGGCCCCUAUUACGAAAAUUUCCGAAGCGAUUGCAUCAGUCACUUCAACUGAUGCAAAUGGUACCCAAUUGUGGACAGAAAAAUAUCGACCAAAACAUCUCAGAGAUUUUUGCGGUAAUCAAAACCUCGUAAAAGAUAUGAUAAAAUGGCUCAGCGGAUGGAAUGAGAAAAGCUUCAAGUUUAAGAGCAAAGAGUGGAUGCCUGCAUUAUUGAUUUCUGGUCCUCCCGGAAUUGGUAAGACAUCCUCUGUUCAUCUUAUUGCAGGUCUUGAAGGGUACGAAGUGAUUGAACUUAACGCUAGCGACACUCGAAGUAAAAAGACACUGGAGGCUGCUAUCAAAGUGGCGACAAAAAAUACAUCGAUUACCGGUUUCUUUUACCCAGUCAACGAUAAGACUUCAGGCAAGGCAAAAGCAAAAGAUGUACAGAAAAAGAGAACACUUAUCUUAAUGGACGAACUUGAUGGAAUGUCUUCUGGUGAUAGAGGUGGUAUCGCUGAACUUAUCCAAUUGAUCAAAAAAACAAGGAUACCGAUCGUUUGUGUAUGCAAUGACAUCAACUCUCAAAAAUUCAAGUCGUUAAAAACCUAUUGUCAUGAGGCGAGAUUUUCCAAACCGCGCGUUGAACAAAUCAGAUCAAGAAUCAUGACAAUUGCAACAAGAGAAAAUUUAGAAAUUCGACCAACUGAUGUUGAUGAACUCAUUAGAGGAUCAAACUCUGAUAUUCGUCAAAUUUUGAACAUUCUAUCUUCAUGGAAAAUUAACCACGAUUCUAUUGACUAUGAUGAGAUAAAGGCUUUAAACAAAACUAACGAGAAACAUCUUAGAAAGAGUCUCUUUGAAAUUUCCAAAGAUUUUUUGAGCAACGACAUCUGGAAAUCUCGUAAGAACACUUUCAAUGAUAAAAUGAAACUAUACUUUCAAGAACACGAUCUAAUUCCUUUAAUGAUCUUUGAGAAUUAUAUAAAAAUGAAACCUCAUACCAUUACUAAGUUCAUCAAAAAACAUGAUAACGAAGAUAUCAAACCAGAUGUUUUAGAAAAGCUUGCAUCUUUGGAAGCUUUUGCAAAAGCAGCUGAUUCCAUGUCUUAUGGCGAUAUGGUUGAUAAAAGGAUUCGUGGACCGAGACAAGAAUGGAAUCUUAUGCCAAUGCAUGGAUACUUUUCUACAAUUGCACCCGCAUAUUAUGUUCAUGGUUUUAAUAAAGGGGGUCAAUUUGGUCAAUAUAAAUUUCCAAGCUGGUUAGGACAAAAUUCUAAAGCUCAAAAGAUUCAGCGUCAAUUGAAAGAAAUUCAGAGUCACAUACGAACCAAAGUUUCUGCCGAUAGGGGUGAAAUUCGUGAAAGCUAUAUUCCUACUCUUAGGAAGGCUCUUAUAAAGCCUUUGGUUGUCAAUAAAGCAGAUGGUAUGAUCGAUGUCAUUAAUUUUAUGAAUCAAUAUAUGAUAACCAAAGAGCAAUUCGACACCAUCAUGGAAUUUAAGGAUGAGCAAACGCGCUAUAAUGUCGUGGGAGUCGUGGUGCAAGUCGUGGUACAAGUCGUGGUGGAAGUCGUGGUGGUCGUGGAAGUCGAGGUAGCCGUAAAGAGCGCAAAUGAAGUGAUUUUAUAG
Molecule: messenger RNA, 2562 nt
Organism: Funneliformis mosseae
Lineage: Eukaryota; Fungi; Glomeromycota; Glomeromycetes; Glomerales; Glomeraceae
Source: the annotation of a GenBank genome assembly